Orbicella faveolata is the source of this 2028-nucleotide messenger RNA. RefSeq names its product FAS-associated factor 2-like. The record is from RefSeq and is a predicted model, not a curated record. Lineage: Eukaryota; Metazoa; Cnidaria; Anthozoa; Scleractinia; Merulinidae. Gene Ontology annotation, molecular function: ubiquitin binding. Gene Ontology annotation, cellular component: endoplasmic reticulum. Gene Ontology annotation, biological process: ERAD pathway.
UAAAACCUUAUCCCGCAAGGCAAUGUGGGUAACAGGAGCAAAAUGGCGGAAGGAUGCGACGAUUCAGCUUGUCGAACGGAGAUUUUAGCUCAUUUUCAGGAUAUAACUGGUUACAACGAUAUUGAGGAGUGUCGAGCAGUUCUUGAGAGGCACAAUUGGGAUAUCGAGACGGCAGUUCAAGAUACACUGAAUGAAGCAGAAGGGUCAGAGCCAGUUUUUCACCCUCGGCAAGACUCAUUUGAUGGUAGUGACGACGAGAAUGAUGGCAGAGAUGAAGAUUCAGCAACCCAGAGCCAAUUUUCAAGAACUACUGCAAACACCGGCACACCUAGAACAGUAGUGGUGGCACAAAGACAAAACCAGGGAUGGUUGUUUUGGGCUCUGGCCAUUCCAUUUCUUCCUUUUAGAUUUGCGUCCAGUAUUGUGAGAGAUCUUCUUGGAUUCAUUGUGAGAUUUAUCUGGCCAACAGCAUUUCAAGCUCAAACUACUCCACUGGAAGAUGUGUUACAGUUUAAGGCAGAAUUUGAAGCAGAGUAUGGAGCAGUCCAUCCCACAUUUUAUCAAGGAAGUUACAGUCAGGCUUUGGAUGAUGCCAAGAGAGAAUUACGUUUUCUUCUAGUCUACCUUCAUAGUUCAGAGCACCAGGACACAGUGGAAUUUUGCAGGUCAACAAUGACAAAUGAAGGAUUUAGGGAAUAUGUGAAUGGAAACAUGUUAUUUUGGGCAGCAAAUGUGAAAUCUACUGAAGGAUAUAAAGUUUCCCGUGCUCUUCGUGAAGCCACCUAUCCUUUUCUGGCCUUGAUAUGUCUUAGAGAUAACAGAAUGACGGUUGUUGGGCGAAUGGAAGGAUUGAUGAAUGUGGAUAGAUAUGUUUCACAUUUAGCGCGUUUAAUAGAAGAUAACGAGCCAGCCUUAGUAGUGGCCAGAGCGGACAGGCAGGAACGUACCCAAGCUCAACAGUUGCGUGAUGAACAAGACGAGGCCUAUUACGAGUCUGUCAGAGCUGACCAGGAGAAAGAAAGAAGAAAACGUGAAGAAGAGGACAAAAAGCGACUGGAGGAAGAGACUAAACGAAAGAAAGAAGAAGCUCGAAGAGACAGGGCACAGUCUAUAGCCCAGGACCGCUUGGAUAGAAAAUUAAGAAUUCCAGAAGAACCAGAGAAUUCUGAUCCCAAUUCAAUCCGUGUACUAAUUAAACUACCCAACGGCAAACGGCUGGAGAGGAGAUUUCUCAAGUCGCAUUCCUUGCAGGCUUUGUAUGACUUUGUGUUUUGCGAUGAGGAGUCACCGGCUGAAUUCGUCCUUGUUUCAAACUUUCCACGUAAAAUCUACGCUUUUGAUUCAUCAAAUGAAGACCAAACUUUGGAAACUGCCGGAAUUGAAGCCAAUGCAUUGCUCUUUGUGCAAAACGUGGAAGAUGAGAGCGACAGUGAUUGACUGUACGCCAGGCUUGGAAGAUGGUUUGUUAGAAACUCGUCAUUUAAUUAUUAGUUCUUUAGCGAGACCAGGGAGUUCUGUGUUCACGCCAGUGGCGUUUGGAUUGGGAUAUUUCAAUGUUAAUAGACUUGGAACGAAGCGACUAAACCAAGCAAGUGAAACGACCUGGCGAUUUAACGAAUGAUUUAAAGAACAUUCAAGGACACUAAAGAACUAAAACGAAACAAAGAGAUAAUAUAACAGUAGACUUCUGCUAAUUUAACGAACUUACAACCAAGCCAAGGCGGAGAAGAUUAUUGUACAAAGCACAAUGACAGAAAAACCCAACGGGAAUGUUAAUAUACCCUCGCGGAAAUGGAAUAUCUCUGACAUGGAAUAGACGGCGAACCUCGCAUAUUUAACUUUGAUAUACGCCACGGAAACAGACAUGGACGUGGACAAAGGUUUAGUUGUUAUCUGUCCGCGAAACACAAAGACACACAGGAGCUUCAUUUAAUGUUUAACUGAUUUAAGGCGCCGUCCACACUACGCGAGAGAAAUUUGAAAACGCAAUUUUAUUUCUACUGUUAGGCCAACCGCUUACCGUCCACA